Messenger RNA from Lactuca sativa (garden lettuce), 2240 nucleotides. RefSeq names its product glycerol-3-phosphate dehydrogenase SDP6, mitochondrial. Gene Ontology annotation, molecular function: glycerol-3-phosphate dehydrogenase (quinone) activity. Gene Ontology annotation, cellular component: mitochondrion. NCBI's taxonomy places the organism in Eukaryota, Viridiplantae, Streptophyta, Magnoliopsida, Asterales, Asteraceae. The record is from RefSeq and is a predicted model, not a curated record. Gene Ontology annotation, biological process: glycerol-3-phosphate metabolic process.
UGCGUUUAUACAAAUCACAAGGCAAGAGCCACACCAAAAAGUACAAAUCACAAGGUAAGAGCCACACCAAAAAGUCAAAAACAUCCUCCAUUCCUUCUCAUCACGCUCUCUGAGAGAGGACAUGGCCAGUUUUUUUCGCGCUCGGCGCGUAGGGGUCACGGCUGCCUCGCUCGCCGUCGCUGUAGGCGGCUCCUAUGUAGCACUACGUGAUCCUUACGUAUCCUCUAAUGAUCGGAAUGGCAGUGGUACAGCGCUAGAGGCAGUUCGGAGGAAGAUCACAGACCCUGUUGCGGUUAUACCUUCUCGUACCUUACAGGAGUCAUCUCUGAUCGCUGCUAAUUCUUCUAACCCGCUCGACAUUCUUGUUGUCGGCGGAGGCGCUACAGGAUGCGGCGUCGCUCUUGAUGCGGUCACCAGAGGACUACGCGUUGGGCUUGUGGAACGAGAUGACUUCUCUUCUGGAACGUCGUCCCGCUCCACCAAGUUAAUUCACGGAGGUGUUCGCUACUUGGAAAAAGCAGUAUUCAAUUUAGAUUAUGGGCAACUAAAGCUGGUAUUUCACGCAUUAGAGGAACGAAAACAGGUUAUAGAUAACGCCCCACACCUAUGCCAUGCAUUACCCUGCAUGACACCAUGUUUCAGCUGGUUUGAGGCGUUAUACUACUGGGUGGGGUUGAAAAUGUAUGAUCUGGUAGCAGGAAGACGCCUCCUUCAUCUUUCUAGAUAUUACUCUGCACAGGAGUCCGCUGAACUUUUCCCUACACUUGCAAGAAAGGGUAAAGACAGAAGCUUGAAGGGUACAGUUGUCUAUUAUGAUGGACAAAUGAAUGAUUCACGCGUUAAUGUUGGAUUAGCAUGCACUGCUGCUUUAGCUGGUGCUUCUGUUCUUAAUCAUGCUGAAGUUGUAAAUUUGAUUAAAGAAGAUGGUGGGGACCGGAUUAUAGGAGCAAGGAUACGCGAUAACUUAUCUGGCACGGAGUUUGAGACGUAUGCGAAAGUGAUAGUGAAUGCGGGUGGACCAUUUUGUGACUCUGUUCGAAAACUAGCUGAUAAAGAUGCGAAACCGAUGAUCUGUCCUAGCAGUGGGGUCCACAUAGUUCUCCCCGACUACUAUUCUCCGGAAGGAAUGGGUUUGAUUGUCCCAAAAACAAAAGAUGGCCGUGUUGUGUUCAUGCUUCCAUGGCUCGGAAGAACAGUCGCGGGGACCACCGAUUCCAACACCUCCAUCACCAUGCUUCCGGAACCUCAUGAAGACGAAAUUGAAUUCAUACUCGAUGCCAUUUGUGAUUAUCUCAACGUUAAGGUAAGGCGCGCGGAUGUUUUGUCUGCUUGGAGUGGCAUCCGGCCUUUGGCAACCGAUCCAAAUGCAAAGAACACAGAGAGCAUUUCAAGGGAUCAUGUUGUGUGUGAAGAUUUUCCUGGUUUGGUCACCAUUACUGGUGGAAAGUGGACUACAUAUCGAAGCAUGGCUGAAGAUGCAGUUGAUGCAGCUAUAAAGUCAGGGAAUCUAAACCCGAAAAACACGAGUUUGACAUCAAAUAUACGACUUGUGGGAGGAGAGGGGUGGGAUCCUGCGUUUUUCACAGUUCUAGCUCAAGAAUACGUACGGAUGAAAGUUGCACAUAAUGGGAAAAUUGUUCCUGGAGUUAUGGACACUGCAGCUGCUAAACAUUUGUCCCAUUCCUAUGGCACCAUGGCUGAAAAAGUAGCUUCCAUAGCUCAGAAAGAGAAUUUGGGGAAACGGUUGGCCCAUGGGUACCCGUAUCUUGAAGCUGAGGUGGCGUAUUGUGCACGAAAUGAAUACUGUGAAUCUGCGGUUGAUUUUAUCGCGAGGAGAUCACGGCUUGCUUUUUUGGAUACUGAUGCAGCAGGAAGAGCACUGCCACGUGUCAUUCAGAUAUUGGCGGAUGAACAUCGUUGGGAUAAAAAGAGGCAGAAGGAAGAGUUUCAGACUGCAACGCGUUUUCUUCAAUCUUUUAAGUCGUCAAAGAAUGCUCAGUUUUAUGAUGGGAAACAUAUAUAAUCAUAUGUCUUUCAUCACUCAGUUUGAUUUCAAACCUUUAAAAGUUUACACAAUGAUUUUAUCUGAUUGAUUGUAGUAUUAUAUUAUACAUUAAUCAUUCAGAUGAAGAUUAAGAAGAUAGGUCAGGUCUUUUAUAUACAUGUAUUCACAUUAAUUUAGAAAUAUACAUGUAUUCACCUAUCAAAAUGUUUAAUGCCAGAAUAAAUCAAAGUUCUAA